This is a messenger RNA of Hydatigera taeniaeformis, 426 nucleotides long. Lineage: Eukaryota; Metazoa; Platyhelminthes; Cestoda; Cyclophyllidea; Taeniidae. The record is from the annotation of a GenBank genome assembly.
AUGCCAGUUGGUAAGCAAGACUUGGACAAUUCAGGACUGACAGACAUUCACAGCCAAUCCAAGCGUCGCAUUCUAUUCAACAAGUACCAAAUCACUGAACUGGAGAAGCGCUUCAAGGUGCAGCGCUACCUCACCGCCCAGGAGCGUGAGGAUUUGGCCCGGACCAUCGGUUUAACUCCCACUCAGGUGAAAAUUUGGUUCCAAAAUCAUCGGUACAAGAUUAAGCGGUCGGGUGAUGAUGCAGCUGCAACAGCAGCAGCAGCCACUGCUUUUAUGAUUCAUCCAAAGUUCCUUCCUUUGAAACAAGAACCGUCAAUUGUCAAGGCCAACGAGGUGGACACCUUUGGUGGGUCGUUGAAUCCCUACUUGAGGCCAACUUUUCCACACUCAUCAACAGUGGUGCACAAUUCGCAUCAACAAUGUUAG